CCUCUCCCAUCUCAUGAUGAGUGAACAAGGUAGGUGUUACGUGCCUGUGGAGAAUGUGGCCACUUUCAGGGGCUCCGAGUACCUGUGCUACGACCUGUCUCAGAACCCCAUCCAGAGCAGCAGUGAUGAGAUCACUCUCUCCUUCAAGACCUGGCAGAGAAACGGGCUCAUUCUGCACACCGGCAAGUCAGCUGAUUAUGUCAACCUGGCUCUGAAGGAUGGUGCGGUCUCCUUGGUCAUUAACCUGGGCUCCGGGGCCUUUGAGGCCAUUGUGGAGCCUGUGAAUGGAAAGUUUAACGACAACGCCUGGCACGAUGUCAAAGUGACCCGCAACCUCCGGCAGGUAACAAUCUCUGUGGAUGGCAUCCUUACCACGACAGGCUACACUCAAGAGGAUUACACCAUGCUGGGCUCAGAUGACUUCUUCUAUGUGGGAGGAAGCCCAAGUACUGCUGAUUUACCAGGCUCGCCUGUCAGCAACAACUUCAUGGGCUGCCUGAAAGAGGUUGUUUAUAAGAAUAAUGACAUCCGCCUGGAGCUGUCUCGCCUGGCCAGGAUUGGAGACACUAAAAUGAAAAUCUAUGGUGAAGUUGUAUUCAAAUGUGAGAAUGUGGCCACGCUGGACCCCAUCAACUUCGAGACUCCAGAGGCUUAUAUCAGCUUGCCCAAGUGGAACACCAAACGCAUGGGUUCCAUCUCCUUUGACUUCCGCACCACCGAACCCAAUGGCCUGAUCCUCUUUACUCAUGGCAAACCCCAAGAGAGGAAAGAUGCUCGGAGCCAGAAGAACACCAAGGUGGAUUUCUUCGCUGUGGAACUUCUUGAUGGCAACCUAUACUUAUUACUUGAUAUGGGCUCUGGCACCAUCAAAGUGAAAGCCACACAGAAGAAAGCUAAUGAUGGGGAAUGGUACCACGUGGACAUUCAACGAGAUGGCAGAUCAGGUACCAUAUCAGUGAACAGCAGGCGCACGCCCUUCACUGCCAGUGGAGAAAGUGAGAUCCUGGACCUGGAAGGGGACAUGUACCUGGGAGGGCUGCCAGAAAACCGUGCUGGCCUCAUCCUCCCCACUGAGCUCUGGACUGCUAUGCUCAACUAUGGCUAUGUGGGCUGCAUCCGGGACCUGUUCAUCGAUGGGCGCAGCAAGAACAUCCGGCAGCUGGCAGAAAUGCAGAAUGCAGCAGGCGUCAAGUCCUCCUGUUCACGAAUGAACGCUAAGCAGUGUGACAGCUACCCCUGUAAGAACAAUGCUGUGUGCAAGGACGGCUGGAACCGCUUCAUCUGCGACUGCACUGGCACUGGCUACUGGGGACGAACCUGUGAAAGGGAGGCCUCCAUCCUGAGCUAUGAUGGUAGCAUGUACAUGAAGAUCAUCAUGCCCAUGGUCAUGCACACUGAGGCAGAGGAUGUGUCUUUCCGCUUCAUGUCCCAGCGAGCUUAUGGGUUGCUGGUGGCAACUACCUCCAGGGAUUCUGCUGACACACUGCGUCUGGAGCUAGAUGGGGGUCGAGUCAAGCUAAUGGUUAACUUAGACUGUAUCAGGAUAAACUGUAACUCCAGCAAAGGACCUGAAACCCUAUAUGCGGGGCAGAAGCUCAAUGACAAUGAAUGGCACACUGUUCGGGUAGUGAGGAGAGGAAAAAGCCUUAAGUUGACGGUGGAUGAUGACGUGGCUGAGGGUACAAUGGUGGGAGAUCAUACGCGUUUGGAAUUCCACAAUAUCGAAACUGGCAUCAUGACCGAGAAACGUUACAUCUCCGUUGUCCCCUCCAGUUUCAUUGGCCACCUGCAGAGCCUCAUGUUUAAUGGCCUGCUGUACAUUGAUCUGUGCAAAAAUGGUGACAUCGAUUACUGUGAGCUGAAGGCACGCUUUGGACUUAGGAACAUCAUUGCUGACCCUGUCACCUUCAAGACCAAGAGCAGUUACUUAAGCCUGGCCACCCUUCAGGCCUACACAUCCAUGCACCUCUUCUUCCAGUUCAAGACCACCUCUGCUGAUGGCUUCAUUCUCUUCAACAGCGGUGAUGGCAAUGAUUUUAUUGCAGUGGAGCUGGUCAAGGGGUACAUACACUACGUGUUUGACCUUGGAAAUGGUCCCAAUGUGAUCAAAGGCAACAGUGACCGUCCCCUGAAUGACAACCAGUGGCACAACGUCGUCAUCACACGGGACAACAGUAACACCCACAGCCUGAAAGUUGACACAAAGGUGGUCACUCAGGUUAUCAAUGGUGCCAAAAAUCUGGAUUUGAAAGGUGACCUCUACAUGGCGGGUCUGGCCCAAGGCAUGUAUAGCAACCUCCCCAAACUUGUGGCUUCUCGGGAUGGCUUUCAAGGCUGUCUGGCAUCAGUGGACUUGAAUGGUCGCCUUCCAGACCUCAUCAAUGAUGCUCUCCAUCGUAGUGGACAGAUCGAACGUGGCUGUGAAGUUGCGUUGACCAAAGCUGACCUGCAAGGACCAAGCACCACCUGCCAGGAAGAUUCCUGUGCUAACCAAGGAGUCUGCAUGCAGCAGUGGGAAGGCUUCACAUGUGACUGUUCCAUGACCUCAUAUUCUGGGAACCAGUGUAAUGAUCCUGGCGCUACCUACAUCUUUGGCAAGAGCGGAGGCCUCAUCGUAUAUACCUGGCCGGCCAAUGACAGACCCAGCACACGUUCUGACCGCUUGGCCGUGGGCUUCAGCACUACUGUCAAGGAUGGGAUCUUGGUGCGCAUCGACAGUGCGCCGGGCCUGGGUGACUUCCUUCAGCUUCACAUAGAACAGGGGAAAAUUGGAGUUGUCUUCAAUAUUGGUACUGUGGACAUCUCUAUCAAAGAAGAGAGAACUCCUGUAAAUGAUGGUAAAUACCAUGUGGUGCGAUUCACCAGGAAUGGCGGCAAUGCUACCCUUCAGGUGGACAACUGGCCUGUGAAUGAGCAUUACCCCACAGGCAACACUGAUAAUGAACGCUUCCAAAUGGUAAAACAGAAAAUCCCCUUCAAAUAUAACCGGCCCGUAGAGGAGUGGCUGCAGGAAAAAGGCCGGCAGUUAACCAUCUUCAACACCCAGGCGCAAAUAGCCAUUGGUGGAAAAGACAGAGGACGCCUCUUUCAAGGCCAGCUCUCUGGGCUCUAUUAUGAUGGUUUAAAAGUACUGAACAUGGCAGCUGAGAACAACCCCAAUAUCAGAAUCAAUGGAAGUGUUCGACUGGUGGGAGAAGUCCCAUCAAUCUUGGGAACAACACAGACGACUGCCAUGCCACCAGAAAUGUCUACCACUGUCAUGGAAACCACCACUACAAUGGCUACAACUACAACCCGCAAAAAUCGCUCAACAGCCAGCAUUCAGCCAACAUCAGAUGACCUUGUUUCAUCUGCUGAAUGUUCCAGUGAUGACGAAGACUUUGUUGAAUGUGAACCGAGUACAGAUAAGAGUCAUUCCACUUCAAUCUUCGAAGGUGGCUACAAAGCACAUGCGCCCAAGUGGGAAUCCAAGGACUUUAGACCUAACAAAGUCUCCGAAACUAGUAGGACUACUACCACAUCUUUGUCCCCUGAGCUGAUCCGCUUCACAGCUUCCUCCUCGUCUGGGAUGGUACCCAAAUUGCCAGCAGGCAAAAUGAAUAACCGUGAUCUCAAACCCCAGCCUGAUCUAGUCUUGCUUCCGUUACCCACUGCCUAUGAGCUAGACAGCACCAAACUGAAGAGCCCACUAAUUACUUCCCCCAUGUUCCGUAAUGUGCCCACAGCAAACCCCACGGAGCCGGGAGUCAGACGGGUUCCGGGGGCCUCAGAGGUGAUCCGGGAGUCGAGCAGUACAACAGGGAUGGUCGUCGGCAUUGUGGCUGCUGCCGCCCUCUGCAUCUUGAUCCUCCUGUACGCCAUGUACAAGUACAGGAACAGGGACGAGGGGUCCUAUCAAGUGGACGAGACGCGGAAUUACAUCAGCAACUCGGCCCAGAGCAACGGCACGCUCCUCAAGGAGAAGCAGCAGAGCUCCAAGAGUGGCCACAAGAAGCAGAAGAACAAGGACAAAGAGUAUUACGUGUAAAAAAUUCGAUUCAAUUCAAGCAAAAUGACACCGCCAAUCAGAGCUGAAUGGCCAACACAGAA
Molecule: messenger RNA, 4089 nt
Organism: Suncus etruscus (white-toothed pygmy shrew)
Lineage: Eukaryota; Metazoa; Chordata; Mammalia; Eulipotyphla; Soricidae
Product: neurexin-3-beta
Exons: 19
Coding region: 14-4027 (1337 amino acids)
Source: RefSeq, a predicted model, not a curated record